AUGGCUCUGCAGCACUACCUCUGCACUGUACUGCAUUAUGCUUCCACUCGCUCCUCUGCAUUCCCACUCUCAGCCCCAUACAGUACAGACCAGUAUGGUCACACCCACUCUUUCUCUCUGUGUGCUGACCAGACCCAUGACCUGGCCAUCCGCUGCAUCCAGAAGAACAUCACAAAGAACAAAGGAGUGAAGGGCUGGCCCUGGUGGAAGCUGUUUACCACCGUACGGCCCCUCAUUGAGGUGCAGCUCACAGAGGAACAGAUCCGAGGAAAAGACGUGAGUGUCUCUCUCUGUACUAUACAUGUUAGCCUGUUUAGCCAUCCAACCUCACACCCACUGCAAAUCUGAUUCAAGUCUCCAGAAUUGCUGUAUGAUGUCAGCUGGGAGUGAUGAAUAUCUCCUUAGUGUUGCAUAGGAUUCCAACAUGGCUACCUCAGCUGUUUCUACUGUCUCUUUCCCAUUCUUAUAAUUUUCAUUGUACUGUAUGUUCUCUUCCAGGAGGAGAUCCAGCAUCUAAAGGGGAAGCUGGAGAAGACUGAGAAAGAGAGAAACGAACUGAGACUGAACAGUGAUCGACUGGAGAGCAGGGUGAAUCUCCUGGGGCCUUUCUUCUAUGCACUGCUUUCUGGGAGAGCAUUUGCUGCAGAAGUGGUAGACAGUAGCUCAGUCUAGGGCUGUUGCGGUGACCGUAUUACCUGACGUAUUACCGCCACACUGGCGGUCACGAGUCAUGAAGGGAGUCAAAUUCCACGUGACCUUUUAGUCACGGUAAUUAUUCUUCUCCAAGCUCUGAUGCUGCUGAUGGUCAUUAGAAGCCUACCAAACUUGCUUACUGCCUGGUACUCAGCACUCUAUUGUCCCUCUAAUCACUCUGACAUCAAUGCAAAUGUAUUCGAAAAUCGAAUCAAACACUUCAUGAGAGCCCAUGAGCUUAUGUUGCGCAACAUUUCUAUAAGCUAUGCAAUAAAAUUUUUACAUUUUACAUUUGUCAUUUAGCAGACGCUCUUAUCCAGAGCGACUUACAGUUAAUGAGUGCAUACAUUUUCAUACUGGCCCCCCGUGGGAAACGAACCCACAACCCUGGCGUUGCAAGCGCCAUGCUCUACCAACUGAGCUACAGGGGACAAUUGCAUGAGGAAACAGAGUGAUGGCCUCUACUAAAUAGAGGAGGAUCCCAUCAGCUUUCUGUAGGCUAGGCCUACUAUAGUUAAUUCUCAACUUUCCUAAUAUUAAGCACAUUGCUUAUCUUUAAAACAGGAGUAUAGCCUACCUGGCUGGCAUGAAAAUGAACCACGGGAAAAGCGCCCUCCAUUUAAGUGCAUAGAUGACAUUUAUUUUUUCCCGCCGCCCCUGUUUCUAGACAGGUGCAUGAUAAUUGUCCAUUCUAAAUCAAAGCAAAUUUCACACAUUAUUUAGUAUAUGUAAAGACAAGAUUAAAUCAAGAAUAGUCUGAUGGGUGACAAUAUUUGCCUAUCACUUGUGAAUUAUAUAUGAUAUAUUAUCACUUGUGAAUCAUAGUCGCACACCUCAUGUAACCUAGCCCAUAGGCCUAUAUGUCUUGAUAAGUGGCCAAAAAACGUCUUAAAAUUAAGCUUUACAAGGGAUUUAGAGCCUAACUGGCAUACAUAAGCAGCGCGUGAGUUUGAUGUUUGGGGAAGAUAAUUUUCAACAUAAAAAUGCACCUUUACAAUAAAAGCAUUUAUAUGCAUAAUCGCAUUUGCGGUCACUUUUGAUAAUGGUGUUUUCCCGCUAAUGGAACAUUCCCGCUUAUAGCCUACUGCCAUGUGCACAUUGCUGCGCUUAUAAUGUGAAGAAAUAGCCUAAUAGUUUAUCAACAUUUUAAGCUAAACGUUCUGAUCUGUUGUGUCAGCCAUAUUGCGUAAAAAAAUAUAUAUUUUUUUAUGUUAGUGGUUGUAUUAAUGUGGGAUCUAUUGCAUCCCACAACUGUCCCAGACUAUGUUUGGAAUAUUUACUUCUUGCACAGAAUAAAAUAGGUUGAUUCUUUUACUAUGGGGGAUAGUAGAUUGACAUAGGCUAGUGCUUUUGUUGUUCAUUAGGCCUACUCAUCUUGUUGGCUGAUGAAAAGUAAAUGUGGACAGUUCUUCCAAUAUCUUCAAUAUGCACCUCGGAAUUGGAUAAGGACUCGCGCAGUUGCAUUCCCCAUUUGUCUGUCUUCACUUGUAGCCUGUGAGAAAGACCCGAACACGUGAUGGAGAGCGUGCGCUCAGGGAGAAGGGCACAAUUAAGGCAUGCUUGUCAAAUUGUGAACAAGAGACUAAUGAAGUGUGUACAGCCUGCGCAAAAAAACUAAGCAGAGCUCUUGCUUUUUCAAGCAACUUUUUUCAGAUCAUCAUUAGUCGCAUCAUGCAGCUUUAAAAUGUAUUAAAAAUCAAAACAUAUAGCCCAAUGUUUGUAGAACAACUAAAGUUACAUUAAUAACUCUAACUUAAGCAUAUAGGAGUACCUAUUUCUUUGUUAACUGCUCAACACAGAAUAGCUGCAUGUGCGCACUCCCUCAAAUCGUUUGGAGAAAAUAUUUAUAUUUUAUUCUGUUUUGUUAAAUUGUAUUCUUCAUACUAUAAAAUAAUGCCACGGAAUUCUAAGCACAUUUUGUCUGCUAAAUGAACUAGUGUAGCCCACAGCCAUUUGGCAUAGCCACAUCAGCACCUAACAUAAGGACAACUCAGAGAAUGCUAUUCUGUUCUUCUGAAAUAGACUACAUUUUCUUCAUAUCAUGCUUCUUUAGACCUGUCUAAAAUAAAUAAUGGAUUUAUUGUGAAGGUGUAAGCUAUAUUACAUGGAUUUAUUAGACUUUUUAAAAUGUAAUGUUCCAAAGGUCUGCAUCAGUGGCUUAUAGGCUAUGUGUGGAAGCCAGGAGAUGCUAAGUGUGUUUGUUAAAUUAAUGGUAAAUUACCCUGAGACCGAUAGUUAUAUGCUUGACAAUCACCGGCUGAUUCCAUUUUGUGACCGCCACAGCCCUAGCUCAGUCAUACUGGCUUUAUUCACCAGAAGCUGUGUCAGGUUAUCAACUCAAACAGUCCACCGUUGUUCAUUGUUUGACUCCGUCUGUGAUAAGAAAAGUAGUCUGAGGAUAUCACUCUCAGGCUUCAUAAGGAAGCCUUUUUAUGGUGAGUAGGCCGGGCCAUGGGGCAUAUACAUUGACUGCUGUGUGUUCCUCCAGAUCUCAGAGUUGUCAGUGGAGCUUGCAGACGAGAGGAACACUGGAGAGUCGGAUUCCCAGCUGCUGGAGACCGAGACGUCUGAGAGACUGAAACUGGAGAAAGACAUAAAGGACCUACAGGUACAGACCGACACAUGCACACUCACUCACUCUUGAGGAGCUGUACUUAACCUACUGUUGACUAGUCAAUUUUUUUUCUCAGUGAGCCUAAGUAAUAGGACAUGUAAGUUGGUGCAUGGACGUAAUAUUUAGUAGAGGGAAUAUUCAAUAUUCUGUCUACCUUAGGCUAUGUUUGACUUGAUGAAGAAGCAGAUGGAGUGUAUGGAGAUAGAGGUGAUAGAGGCUCGUCUCAUCAGAACAGCAGAGCUCAACGGGGACGUGGACGAUGAUGACGAUUCAGGUGAGUUCUUCUGAUGCCUAAUGACUAUCUACACAAAACUCACUGUAGGCAUGGCGACUAUUCAGUUGUAAUUAUGGCUGAGGAAAGGAAAUGCAUUUGACUACUUGUAAAAGAGGAUACCCAUGUAUUACAUAGUAAAGACUAGGAUGUAAAUUGCAACUUCUGUUUCUUCAGAGGCAAACAGACACAGCUUAGAAAGUGGCCCAUGGUAUUUAAUAGUUCCAAGCUGGUAAUAUGAAGGGUGUUGUGUGACUCAUCAGUAGUACAUUAUUUGAGACUACAUACAGUAGGAGAAUUGGGUCAAAAGUUGCAUAAUGACAUAAAUUGCCCAUGAAUUGGCCCAUCUUCUAUGGAUUUACAGGUGUGGGAUUAAGAUGCCCACUGUCAGGCCUUAGUCCUUUCUCUCUUUCUCUCUGAUCUCCUUCUGCACUUACCGAGGCAUCAUGCUGUGAGUUUAUUGUCCUUGAGUCUCUUUGUCCCUAAAUCAAGGCGAUCGAGUACCCAGCCCCCACACCCUCAGGAAUAAAGCCAGAGUUUGAAGGUUUCAGAUAAAUGAGAAAAUAAUAUUGUGGAUCAGAGCCGGUGGCCCCUUGAAGCUGUCAAUAUGCUAUAUAUAUGCAAAUGUCUGUUCGUAGUGGAAAGCUACAGUGUUCCUGUGUGAAGGGGGAAUGGAGAGCCUCUCAAACAUCUGAGAAAUGAACCUGGACACGCCUCUAGUCUCCACUGCUCUAGUGUAGAUAGGCUCUGACAGCCACUGCUCUGGGCCCAGUUAGAGCUCUAUAUGCCAUAUUAGGUUCUGCCUCUCCACUAAACCCUUACAGAUUCUAUAGUCUGUUUCAAUGGUGUCCGGUCAAUCUUUAAAAGUAUUUACUGGUAGUUGAUGAACUUUGAAUGUCAUCUUACCUUGAGACGAUAUCUUCAGGGAUAUUCUUGUUCCCUUGUUGAGUUUCUUGAAGCUUUUUCCACUUGUAUUGUCAAGUCAUGAUGAAGAGUUUGGUAGAAGAAACGUUUGUCUGUUAUUGGCAACAUGUGUAUGUGAGAGACACUGCAAAUCUUCUAAAUCCUAAUGAUCCUCAGCAGCGUUGAGCCUCGUUCAGUCAGCCAGUCCAGCAUUAGAGGAUCGGUCACUCCAAAUGUCACAUGGUCUGUCUCGGUCACUCCCUGACCUUAUGUACUGUCACUGGUCUGUCCCACAGGAGGAGAGUGGCGUCUGAAGUACGACCGAGCCAUCCGGGAGACUGAGUUCACCAAGAAGAGACUUCAGCGGGAGUUUGAAGACAAGCUGGAGACGGAGCAGCAGAGUAAAAGAACUCUGGAGAGGAGGGUAUGGCCUGGGUGUUACACUAAUUCUGGCCUUACCAUGUAUUACUCUGGUGCACAUAUUCACCGGAGUUAUGUUCAUAUGCAUCAUAACAUUCAUACGUGUGUGUGUGUGUGUGUGUGUAGCUGACGGACCUGCAGGCGGACAACGAUGAGGUGCAGCGCUCUGUGCAGCAGCUGAAGAAGAAGUGUAGCAGACUGACGGCUGAGCUGCAGGACACCAAGCUGCACCUGGAGGGCCAGCAGAGCCGCAACCACGACCUGGAGAAGAAACAGAGGAAGUAUGUACACGCACCCACUCGCAGGCACACGCGCGCACACACACUAAUACACAAGAGCAAAGCCUUCAUUCAACAGCUCUGGUUUUAGAACAAUUACUAUAUAAAUAAUUUUCAAAGAAACUUCCAUUUGGACACAUACAGCACUAGAUGCCUUACCAUCCAGAAGAGUGAGAAGUGAGAAACCUGUUUCUUUUGUCUCCUGAAAUGUUCUUACAUACACUAGCUGACCUACCCAGGAGACAAAUAAACAUUUCUUCAUUUGAACAGAGAAUAGAGUCAGGCUGUAAUCUGUGUAAUUGCAUUAGCUGAGAAAAUGAGUCAGACUUUUAGCACUUGAGAGGUUUGUGCUGUGGCAGAACGUGAUCUCUCCCCUGGGGCUAAUUGAAGAUGCUCUGUGGGAGUAAUCAUUUUCAGCUGUGCAAAGCCGAGGACCGCUUCUCUUAGAGAAGAAAGAAGAGAAUUAAGGGACCUGACAGUUAGAACACUUCACAAUGCAGUUGAACACUCCUAAGUGUGGCUGCCCCAGACAUUUGAAUAGAACAUUAUGGUCAUGAUGAGAAUGCUAUUGUAAAUUAACAGCCCACUGUUAACAUUUAAAGCUGAGUGCUGAUAAUGAGUCUAGAAUGGAGGCUGUACUCUUAGUAAUAGUCCUCAGUGGGAUGAGAGGAGGUGAAAUGGUUCCUCUUAUUGCAGUGAAUUAAGUUCUAAGUGAUUUAAUUCAACAAAUGGGCCUGCUUAAAUAUUUGAUCUUAGACUGAAAGUGUUGUUGCUUGCGUCAUCAAAUCUUCUACUUCAUUCAUAGCAUCCAACAACCUAUUGGAUGAAAAUGAUCUGUAAUAUUGAUGAUUUAUUGGGUUUGUCUGUAAGACCAAACUCAGUGGAGAGUGAAGGAGAGGUCUGUGUAUGAAGGCUUGUCAGUAGUGUUAUGUGUUGCAGGUUUGACUUGGAGCAGAGCCAGUCCCAGGACGAAGUGCUGAGCGAGAGGACACAGAGAGAGAAGCUGGGCCGGGAGAGAGACAUGAUGACCGGGGAGCUGUUCAGUCUGCGCCAGCAGCUGCAGGUACAACCUGGACACAGAUGAUAGAUCACAAUGUAAUCGUUCCCCCUGGGGAGUCCAUGUCCUCUGUAUGUCUGGCCUAGUCCAGGAGUCCUCUGAGUGUCCAUGUCUCUGUGCUGCCCCCUGCCUGCCUGCCUUCAGGACAAGGACAUGGACCUGUGUGCCGUCCAGCUGAAGGUGGAGCAUCUGGAGGUGGAGCUACAGGACCUGUCCUCCCAGGAGUCCAAGGACGAUGCGUCGCUGUCCAAGACCAAGAAGACGCUCCGCGACCUGGAGGCCAAGGUCAACGACCAGGAGGAGGAGCUGGACGAACAGGCUGGGACCAUCCAGAUGCUGGAGCAGGUGAAGAAAGGAAGAAUACAGAGCCCAUAUAGAAGUUUUCGGUCUAGAACUGUCUAUUUGUUUGUGUGUGUGUCCUUCAGGCCAAGCUGCGUCUGGAGAUGGAGAUGGUGAGUCUGAGGCAGACCCACUCCAAAGACAUCGAUGGCAAGGAUGAGGAGGUGGAGGAGAUCAGGCAGUCCUGCAGUAAGAAGGUAGGACGGAUGCACAUAAUAUGUGACUGAUGUAUUUUCCACAGCAGGCCUAUUUGUGAUUUUAUCACCUAUGCAUAACCUCACCACUUUAGAGUAACAACAUGCCAACCCAUGUCACGUAUACAGCAAACAGCUCUGACCGGCACGUCAACAAACACACACAUUAAAUGUGUAGGCAAUCAUGUGUCAAAUUACACUACACUCUGAAUUCAGUCAUGGCAUGACAACCAGAUCUGGUAAUGGCUGUCGACUUGACAGGUUGUUUGGAACGUUUUGAGGACAUACUUCUAGAAUUACACAUUUGCAGGGAACUUCUUACACACAGUAAUUUCACAUUGACAGUCAGACAUAUAGUGCCACAUGUAAUAUGACAUUGAUCUGGCCCUCUAACCUUAGACCUAUGAGGACAACAUGUGGUGUGAUAGAUGUUGGUGGGUGACACUGCAGUGAUGGUCAUCUGUCAGCCUGUCCCAAUGACUGUGUAGUUCCUGUCCUGAGUCUACUGACCUCCCUCCUGUCUUGUCUUGUCGGUCUGUCCAUCCUACAGCUGAAGCAGAUGGAGGUACAGCUGGAGGAGGAGUAUGAUGACAAGCAAAAAGUCCUGCGUGAGAGGAGAGCGCUGGAGGCCAAGCUACUGUCUGCCCAGGACCAGGUACACCAUCACACUGUCACUGACCACUGUGUGUGUGCGUCACACAUGGGUUCAAAUGUUGUACAAAUGUUGUCACAUGGGUUGGAUAUAAUAUUUCCCCCAUCGUUUCCUAUGACCGAAAAGAGCUUCUGGACAUCAGAACAGCAAUCACUAACCUCGAUUUGAAUGAAUAAUUCUACUUCAAUGACUCGGCCGCACUGGACAUAUUGCUCACCCAGGACCAGGUCCUAAUCCCCGACACACUGCUCACCCAGGACCAGGUCCUAAUCCCCGACACUCUGAAGAGGAAAAGACAGAGAUAUAGAGGCUGACUUGGGGGCAGCCUGACGAAACUAUGGAGGAGAGUAAAUAAACCCCCUCUACCCUCUGUUCUAUUGCCGAAUGUACAAUGACUGGAGAACAAACUGGACGAGCUCCGUUCCAGACUAUCCUAUCAACGGGACCUGAAGAACUGUAAUAUCCUGUCUUUCACGGAGUCGUGGCUGAACGAGGACACGGUUAAUAUAAAUCUAGCUGUUUUUUCUAUGCAUCGGCAGGACGGAACAGCAGCGUCUCGUAAACUUAAGGGCAGGUGUGUGUUUCUUUGUUAACAACAGCUGGUGCACAACCUCUAAUAUUAAGGAAGUCUCAAGGUUCUGCUCGCGUGAGUUAGAAUACCUCAUGAUAAGCUGUACCAAGAGAGUUUUCAUCUAUAAUUUUCUUCCCUGUCUACUUACCACCACAAACAGAUGCUGGCACUAAGGCUUUAAUGCAGGGAGACUUAAUGCAGGGAAGCUGACAUUCGUUUUACCUCAUUUCUACCAGCUUGUCACCUGUGCAACUACAGGGAACUCUAGAUCACCUUUACUCCACACACAGAAACGCAUACAAAACGCUCCCUCACCCUCCAUUUGGGAAAUCUGACUAGAAUGCUAUCCUCCUGAUUUCCUACUUACAAGCAAAAACUUCAACAGGAAGUACCAGUGACUCGCUCAAUUCGGAAGUCGUCCGAUGAAGCGGAUGCUAAGCUACAGGACUGUAUUUCUAGCACAGACUGGAAUAUGUUCUGGGCUUCAUCCGAUAUUGUUGAGGAGUUUACUAUAUCAGUCACCGGCUUCAUUAAUAAGUGCAUUGAAGAUGUCGUCCCCACAGUGACCGUAUGUACAUAUCCCAACCAGAAGCCAUGGAUUACAGGCAACAUCCGCACUGAGCUAAAAGCUAGAGCUGUUGCUUUCAAGGAGUGGGACACUAACCUGGGCGCUUAUAAGAAAUCCCGCUACACCCUCCGACGAAUCAUCAAACAGCCAAAGCGUCAAUACAGGACUAAUGUCAAAUCCUACUACACCGGAUCUGAUGCUCGUCGGAUGUGACAGGGUUGCAAACUAUCACGGAUUACAAAGGGAAACCCAGCCAUGAGUGCCCAGUGAUACGAGUCUACCAGACAAAUUUAAAUGCCUUCUAUGCUCCCUUCGAGGCAAGCAACACUGAACUAUGCGAGAGAUGCUGUUCCGGAUGACUGUGUGAUCAUGCUAAGGGUGGGAAAUUAACCUUUUGGUCCACCAGCCACUGUGGCAGGUAGAUUUAAAGAAAUCUACCAGCCACUCAAAUUUGUUUUACCAACCGUCAUUUGUUUUGCCCCAUAAUUACACCAAAAACAUACAAAAUAAACGGAUGAGCAUGCUUUGUUUUUCUAAAACAAGAAAUGUAUUACUAGUAAUAAGUAAAGGGGUGUGUUGCUUCUACAACUGAACAUCAAGAAUCAACAAAAUGCCUACCCAUCCACAAAAGGCUGAGUGAUGUGGCUUAUUUAUUAUUAUAGUUCAGGGCUCUACGCUGACAUUUUUUACAAGGAGUACAUGAUGUGCUUCUAAGUAGAAAUGUAGAAGCACACAAAUAUAUCUAGGAGAACAAAUUAAAGUAUUUGUGUGUUUUAAUUAUAAGAAAUUACAACGUUUUUAGGAAUGAUCCAUGCUCAAUCAAGCACAAUCAUUAGGUGAGACAAAAAUGUUCAGCUGCCCCUUUACCAUGGUAACUUGGGCACUUGCUGGUCUGUGAUUAAAAAAAUAUCUGACUGGAACGUCUUCCUAGCAGCAGACAGUUGCAGCGAACUCAAACUAACAUUGAAAAACAACCAACUGGCCAAAAAACAUGAGGACAAAGUCACACUUUAGUAGCCUUUCUUGUCAAUUCGACCAACUUCUACAUGUGGCCUUUGGAUAAAAAAAAGGAAUGUUCCCAAAUGCUCUAUGUGACCACCUGCCAACGUGGCUGGUGAAAUAGACAUUCUUACCCGCCAAUGACAAAAUUGACCCACAUUUGGCGGGUGUUAAUGUUUAACCCUUAUCAUUCUCCGUAGCCGAUGUAAGACCUUCAAACAGGGCCAGAUAGAUUACCAGGGCGUGUACUCAGAGCAUGCGCUGACCAGCUGGCAAGUGUCUUUACUGACAUGUUCAACCUCUUCCUGACCCAGUCUGUAAUACCAAAACAUUUCAAGAAGACCACCAUAGUCCCUGUGCCCAAGAAUGCGAAAGUGUAACCUGUCUAAAUGACUAUCGCCCCGUAGCACUCACAUCUGUAGCCAUGAAAUACUUUGAAAGGCUGGUCAUGGUUCACAUCAACACCAUUAUCCCAGAUACCCUGGAGCCACUUCAAUUCGCAUACUGCCCCAACAGAUCCACAGAUGACACAAUCGCUAUUGCACUCCACACUGCCCUUCCCACUUGGACAAAAGGAGCACCUACGUGAGAAUGCUGUUCAUUGACUACAGCUCAGCAUUCAACACAAUAAUGCCUUCAAAGCUCAUCACUAAGCUAAGGUCCCUGGGACUGAACACUUCCCUCUGCAACUAGAUCUUGGACACUUCCUGACAGGCAGCCCCAAGGUGGUGAGGGUAGGCAACAACUCAUCCGCCACACUGACCCUCAACACGGGGGCCCUUCAAGGGUGUGCGCUUAGUCCCCUCCGUACGACUCCAACUCCAUCAUUAAGUUUGCGGAGGACACAACGGUGGUAGGUCUGAUCACUGAAGACGACGAGACAGCCUAUAGGGAGGAGGUCAGAGACCUGGCAGUGUGGUGCCAGGACAACAACCUCUCCCUCAAUGUCAGUAAGACAAAGGAGCUGAUCGUGGACUACAGGAAAUGGAGGGCCGACCACGCCCCCAUUCACAUCGACUGGGCUGUAGUGGAGCAGGUCGAAAGCUUCAAGUUCCUCUGUAUCCACAUCACUAAGGAUCUAUCAUGGUCCAAACACACCAACACAGUCGUGAAGAAGGCACAACAAUGCCUCUUCCCCCUCCGGAGGCUGAAAAGAUUUGGCAUGGGCCCUCAGAUCCUGAAAAAGUUCUAAAGCUGCAACAUCGAGAGCAUCUUGACUGGUUGCAUCACCACUUUUAUGGCAACUGCUUGGAAUCCGACCGCAAGGCGCUACAGAGGGUAGUGUGUACGACCCAGUACAUCACUGAGGCCGAGCUCCCUGCCAUCCAGGACCUCUAUACCAGGCGGUGUAAGAGGAAGGCCCAGACUGUGCUCUCUGCUACUGCAUGGCAAGCGGUACCAAUGCAUCAAGUCUGGAACCAACAGGACUCUGAACAGCUUCUACCCCCAAGCCAUAAGACUUCUAAACAAGACUGCUAUUUAGCUAAUCAAAUGGUUACCCGGACUACCUUCAUUUUCCCUUUUUUGCACCAACUCUCUUGCACUGAUUCUAUGCACACACACACUGGACUCUACCCACACACUCACACAUACUUACACUGACACCCCAACACACACACACACACUUUCACAUAUGCUGCUGCUACUGUCUAUCUAUCCCGUUGCCUAGUCACUUCACCCCUACCUAUAUGUACAAUACAUAGCUAUCUCAAUUACCUCGUACACCUGGACAUCGUCUCGAUACUGGUACUCCCUGUAUAUAAACAUGUUAUUUUCUAGCCAUGGUAUUUUUAUUCGUUAUUCACAGUGUAUUUAUUCCUUGUGUCACUUUCAAUUUUAUAUAUAUUUUUUAUCUUAACUCUGCAUUGUUGGAAAUGGACCCGUAAGUAAGCAUUUCACUGUUAGUCUACACCUGUUGUUUACGAUGCAUGUGACCAAUAAAUACCUUUGAAUUUGAUUAUUUGUUAUUUAAAUACUUGUUUUAUGUGUAUUUGAGUUUUCAAAUAAUGUGGCCCGAAUCAGCUACUUCUAUUGGAAGUAUUUGAAAGUAUUUUCAAAUAAUUUCCUAUAAAUAGCACACGAUUUGAAAAUAUUUUCAAAUCCUUAUUUCCAAAUAGAUUAUUUGAAAUACCAAAGAGACCUGGGUUCAAAUGCAUGGGAAUAUUUUAAUAUUUGUAUUUGAAAAUAGUUUGUUUUUGAUUAUUUCUAAAUGUCUUUGAAAGUAAUUGAAAGGUCCUAUUUCAAUUUGAACCAAGGUCAAUUUGAACCGAGGUCUGGUGUGUGUUGCGUGUGAAGUGCAUUUUUUCGUGUGUGUGGGCGAGCCGUGAAUAUGUGUGCCCACCACUUUAACCUUGAUGUUGUCUGGGAAUACUGAUUAUUAUGUCCCACAAGUUCAUCACAACAAGAUCUACCUCUGUGUCUUGUAAUGGGCUCUGAUAGUUUGCUGUGAGGUGGGAGCUCAUGGUGAACCCAGUAGUUACUGUUUAGGGGUUCUACUCUAGGUGGGCUGCAGGGACGUGGAGACAGAGAAGAGGCUGAGGAAGGACCUGAAACACACCAAAGUGCUGCUGGCUGACGCCCAGAUCAUGCUGGACCACCUGAAGAACAACGCCCCCAGCAAGAGAGAGACCGCCCAGCUCAAAAACCAGGUACACCACCAUACAUUACGCUAAAUGGCCCAUCUUAUUAUCAUCAUGUCAAUCUGGUACUUUAGUGACAUUCUGACAGCUCUACCACUACAAAUGAUCCUGUCAAAAUGAAUUGCGCUUGCUCUCCUGAUCAAGGACAGGGUGUUGAGUUUUCUGAUUUCGGAAGAUCCUGAUUUAGCUUUUCGCCCUGACCCUCACCUUGUAAUCCUCUCUCCCCCUCUCUUCUCCCUCCUGCUAUAUCUCCCUUCACAGCUGGAGGAGUCCGAGUUCACAUGUGCGGCGGCGGUGAAGUCUCGUAAGGGCAUGGAGAUGGAGAUCGAGGACCUGCACAUCCAGAUGGAGGAUGUGGUCAAAGUCAAGAUGUCGGUGAGUGAGAUCCUUCCGUUGCCAAGAUCGUUUUGAGAGGAGUCCCUACCAUUAUAGCUGCCUAAUGCCUACUGUGAACUGCACACAGAGUACGGAGGACGUGCACAUCAGUGUGCUGCAUUUCCAUUUCCUUUUAAAGGAAAAUACCCCUCAAAAACUAUAUUUUGGUGUUUAUUUCAUUAGUCCACUGUUGUAUACACCACGAGUCUCCCUCCUACAGCCCUCUGUGUGUCUCAGCCAGGUGUUCAUUGUGUAGAGACAAAGAGUGGAGGUUCAAACCUGUAAUCUCUGCAACACUACACACCAAAUGACCUUGUGUAAUUACAGCGUUUUAUCACGUUUUAGAUGGCACAACAAAAACAAACCACAGUGUUAUUAGAAACAGCAGGCGAGCCUGUUGCAUCUUUUACUCCCCCUUUCACACACGGCAGACUAUUUUAAUAUUGUGUAAAAACACUGCCAUGAAAAUGUACACAUCUUUCCCCACCAUCAUGGAACAUUGAAAUGAUAAGUAUUUUUUUCUGGAAAUGUUGCAUUUCUCGGUUAUGUGCUAAUGGAUUAAUUAACUGUUUAUAUUUUUUGUCCUCAUUAAUCCGUUCCAUAAUCGUCUCCCCAGGAGAGUGCUCUCUGUGAUUUAGAGAAAAUUAUGGGAGGAGAGUGACACUUGUGGUCCUCUGGGGAGGGCAGAAAGUCAUGACGGCCCUGUAGUCUGAACUGCUAAUUGGUGCGUUUAUGGCUAUGAAAGGUCUUCUAAAUGUCUCUAGUUUGGGAAGGCAUACUGAGAGGCUGGGUGUGUAGUGGGCAGUACUAUUGUAUAUGUGAAUAUACAGUAAAUUAUAUAUACAUCACACUUGACUUAAAAUGUUUAUCUGACGCCAUAAAGAUAAUUAAAAUAUACAAGCAAGCAUUAGGCAUAAUGGAGUAAUUCAGAGUUCACCCUGUACAGAUACAAAUUACCACAAAGAUCAUACAUCCAUAUAGAUAGCAUCAGAGUCUCCUCAGUGAACAAGUUUCAGAUAGCUACCAUACAUUCUAUCACAGUAGUCAGUCCUCUGUAUACUGUAACAGAGAUACAUUUUGGCCCCCUCAGAGGGGAAAGGGCUGACUAGUCCUUGGGCAUUGUCCUUUGUUUUCCAGGUGACAGAGAGCACAUAAAUUAGGGCCGAGCCUACAGGUGUCUUUCCCUUCAGAGAAGAUCGGAUGAUCUGCCUUAGGACACUAGUGCCAAUACAUGGUGCUUUGGCCACACAGGUCUGUCUGAAGGCCUAAAUGACCCAAUCAGGUUUUAUAGUAAAUCACACUAAUCCACCACCAGGGCCAGGCCACGGGUUGAUAUCCAUUUAGAUGGCCAUUCAACACUGCUUGGGUCUGGGACUGGCCAGCUGAUGGCCAUUCAACACUGCUUGGAUCUGGGACUGGCCAGCUGAGGGCCAUUCAACACUGCUUGGAUCUGGGACUGGCCAGCUGAGGGCCAUUCAACACUGCUUGGAUCUGGGACUGGCCAGCUGAGGGCCAUUCAACACUGCUUGGGACUGGCCAGCUGAUGGCCAUUCAACACUGCUUGGGUCUGGGACUGGCCAGCUGAUGGCCAUUCAACACUGCUUGGGACUGGCCAGCUGAUGGCCAUUCAACACUGCUUGGGACUGGCCAGCUGAUGGCCAUUCAACACUGCUUGGGUCUGGGACUGGCCAGCUGAUGGCCAUUCAACACUGCUUGGGUCUGGGACUGGCCAGCUGAUGGCCAUUCAACACUGCUUGGGACUGGCCAGCUGAUGGCGAUUCAACACUGCUUGGGUCUGGGACUGGCCAGCUGAUGGCCAUUCAAUACUUAUUGGGUCUGGGACUGACCAGCUGAUGGCCAUUGAUUACUUUCACUGGCUCUGGUUGAAAAACAGCUUGAUAUUAGGUGAUAAAGUUUGCCUUUCUGUCUCUUGCUCUCUCUCUCUCUCGCUCUCUCUUUCUCCCCCCUCUCUCUCAGCUUGAGGAGCAGGUGUCACGUCUGCAGAGGGAGAAGAACGACCUGCAGUCUCGUAUGGAGGAGGACCAGGAGGACAUGAACGAGCUGAUGAAGAAACACAAGGCUGCCGCCUCCCAGGUAACCCUGCCCCCAACACCCACACACCCUCUUUUCUAUAGACCUGCACUGUAACUAUGGCACAUACAUCCCUCUCAGCUACUGUAUUGGGACGUUAGAGAUAAAUGCCACUAAAUAGCAUUCAGAGAGAUUAAAUCUGUUCCACAAGAGAUUAUAUUAAUUAUAAUAAGAUUGCGACAAUAUAUAUUAUUUGGAAUACUUUACUAUUGGAUAUUAACCCACCUCCUAAGAAGAAAUACCUACGUUCAAUGUUACCAUUCCACAUAAGAAACUACUGUAACUGUCUCUUGUGCGUUUGUGAUGUCAGUCUGCCAGAGACCUGGCCCAGAUCAGUGACCUGCAGGCCCAGCUGGAGGAAGCCAUGAAAGAGAAGCAGGAGAUCCAGGACAAGGUACACAUUACAACACAAACUGCCAUGGCUGCCCGCCAGGGGAACCCCGAUCCCACUGAAUGUCCCCCACCUAUCCCCCUCCACCCAUCCCUGUCACACCUAUCUACAAAUAAAAUCAAAUGUUAUUCGUCACAUACACAGUUCACAGCAGGUAUAAACAGUGCAGUGAAAUGCUUACUUUCAGGCUCCCUCAACAGUGCAGUAGAAUGUCAAUCAAUCAAAUCUAAAAUAACAAGUAGAAGUAAGUAGUAAGAAAAAGAAUAAAGCUGAUAUGUACACAAUAAUAGGAUAUUCAGUAUAAAUUAUGAAUGUGUAACAUCGAGUAUGACUGUGUUUACAAAUAUAAAGUGGAUAGUGUCUUUGUCUGCAGUUUAAUAAAUGGAACAGCAGCGUUGACUGUGUGUGUGUAUGCUUGUGUGUACGGGUUGGAUGUGUGGAUAGUCAAUGCAAAUAGUCUAAGAUGCAGGUCUGAGCAGGUACACAGCUAGGGUUAGCUGUUCACCAGUCUGAUGGCCUGGUGGUAGAAGCGGUCUCGGAGCCUGUUGGUCUGAGACCCGAUGCGCCGAUACUGUUUGCCAGAUGUUAAGAGGGUCAUCAGACUGGCUCGGGUGACUGGAGUCCUGCACAUUCGUCAGCCGCUCAGAGGACAACAUGCCCUCAGCACAGUCAUACAUGUUGUCCUACACUAUUACCUUGACCUUUACCUGGAGAGGCUCAGAGCUCUGUCUGUGUGCUUAGUGCCUGAUCUUACCGCUAACACUGCUGGCUGUAAGGGGGUUUUAAGAGCUGCCACCAAAGGCAGCAAUAGAUAGCCAUCUAAAUCCUGUAGCCCUGUAGUGAUUAACAGAUCCACUAUGAUAGGAACACUGUGUUCUUUAAUCACAUGAAAGGCCAGCUCCAAAUCCUCCUAUCAGAUGCAAAGCUCCUCAUUAGUAGCCCUGGUGCAUUUUGGGUACUUUUAUUUAGUGUAUCUCUUUCAUCCUCUUAUCAGUUAUGAGAAAAGUCUUAAGAUGGAACAAGUUUGCAAAGCAUUGAUCUUCUUCCCCUCCACAAAGCUGUGUAGUGGAAUCUGUGAUCGUUAUUCAGGCCUGGUUCUCCACCUCUCCUUCUGGCCAUUACAGGCUACUGGGGUUAUGUUAUCCUUGGCGUAUUGGAUAUUAACAUUAGAUACGCAUAGCAUGUAGGGCAACAAUAAUGCUGGCUAGAUUCCCAUAAAUUCAGCUGGGAGAGAUGCUAUUCACAAUGCAGAUGAAGGGAAGAGGAGAAUGUAUUUAUUUUUGCCAUAAACACUCAUCUGUUGUAAAAGUAUGGCGGCCUAGUAUUGAUUAGAGAAGAGAGAGGUCUGUUGUGUAUGGCAGAGUGGGGGUGUUCAGAGCGGUGUAAAUAGUACUCUUCUGUGUGUGUGUGUGUGUGUGUGUAUUGCCCCCCUCCAGAUGCAAUCCCUGCAUAGCCAGCUGGAGUUCCAGGAGCAGUCAAUGGUGGAGAAGUCCCUGGUAAGCAGGCAGGAGGCCAAGAUCCGCGAGCUGGAGACCAAGUUAGAGUACGAGAGGACCCAGAUCAAACGCCUGGAGGUGAGACGAGGGAGGUAGAGAGGGAAUGGGAGAGAGAGAGGAAGGUAAAGGGAGGUAGCGAGGGGGUGGGAAAAGGAGGGAGGGAGAGUUUUGUGUGUGUGUGUGUGUGAGCAAGUGAGAGAGAGGGGCUUGUAUGUGGGAGGUAGAGGAAAAGCUGUGAGGCCACAUUUGGGUCAUUGACCAAAUUUUACGACAGCCAUACUAUCUUUCUCUGGCCAGCUGUGAUUUCUUCACACCUGGGCUCAAUUGAAAUUCUCAGUGGCCUCAAUUUAACCCUUCUCCAACUACAUUAACCACAAACUUCAAAGUGAAAUGUGUUCCGGCACCUAUGCAGGACGUCUCAGCUGUGUGUUCAAUGAGGUUCUAGAAAGUUCUGACCCGGUUCCGUCUCCUCGUCCCCAGAGCCUGACGGGCCGUCUUAAGGAGAACCUGGAGAAGAUGACAGAGGAGAGAGACCACCGCGGGAACGGCGAGAACAGGGAGAAGGAGCAGAACAAACGCAUGCAGAGACAGAUGAGGGACAUCAAAGAGGAGAUGGCUGAGCUGUCCAAGAAGGAGGCUGAGGCCAGCCGCAAGAAGCACGAGCUGGUAAGGAAGAGCGUGCAGUCCACAUUUGUGGGGUGGGGCAAGCGUUUUGGGGUGACGGUCACUAGUUCUGUGUCAUCCUGACCCAAUAGGACAUGGACAUAGAGAGUCUGGAAGCAGCCAAUCAGAGCCUGCAGGCGGACCUCAAACUGGCCUUCAAGAGGAUCGGAGACCUGCAAGCUGCCAUCGAGGACGAGAUGGUCAACAGCGACGGAGAAGAUGACCUCAUAAAC
Messenger RNA from Coregonus sp. 'balchen', 17447 nucleotides. The record is from the annotation of a GenBank genome assembly. Lineage: Eukaryota; Metazoa; Chordata; Actinopteri; Salmoniformes; Salmonidae.